Messenger RNA from Ostrinia nubilalis (European corn borer), 1203 nucleotides. RefSeq lists its product as uncharacterized. The transcript has 10 exons. The record is from RefSeq and is a predicted model, not a curated record. Bases 184 to 1203 code for a protein of 339 amino acids. Lineage: Eukaryota; Metazoa; Arthropoda; Insecta; Lepidoptera; Crambidae.
UAGAUUUUGAAGUAAAUGCCGAUGCUAUCUUGUUCAGCUUGGUAUUAUUUUGACAACUUUGACGUAAUGAUUUUUUAGUGCUUUUACUGUUAUCACCCUUUUUAUAUUUAUUAAUUAGUUGUCAGUUUAUUUUAAAAUUAACACGAGCUCACAAAUCGUGUGGUAUGAAAAUUUCAAGUUAAUAUGGGCGACGGUUUAAAGUUAUCUAAAGAUAAGCGUCAUAAAAGCUCCAGCAGCUUAGCCGGAGUCGUGCUAGAAGGAACACGCUCCGAGAGGAAACUCGAUAUAAGGGCCUCUAUACCAGAAGUGGAUGACCAGUUUACCAUCGCAGAAGCACGAUGCGAUGAUUUACAAGAGAAAAUCGAUUUAGUAAAAGUGUUGAAAAGAAAAAGAAAACUAAAAAAAAGAAGCACGACGCGAAUGGCGGAUCCGCCCGCAAUCAACGAGAACAUGCCGCUUAUAACCGUGCGGACACAGCCCAAGAAAAAGGUGUCGCAGCAGGCAGCGCGGCUGCGGCGGCUGGAGGUGCCGCCCAACCCGGCGCGCGGGUACCUCGACCCCGCCACGGUGGAGCAGCACCGCAUGAUCGGACAGGUGCGCGGGUACAACCAGAUGUACAGGCCGUUGGAACAGCCGAGGUCCAGGCAGAACGCCGAAAUUAUGCACGCGGCCCCGAGGAUUCGUCGCCGCGCGCGCGCCGACGGAGAUGCCAUGACGUCGUGUGACGUAGGCGUGUGCGGGCAGGGCGUGCAGUUCAGCAGCGACGGGCCGCUGGAGGUGGCGUGCGGCGACGACGACCUGGCCGACUUCUCGGACAACGACGUCUUCGACCAUCGCAACGACUACGCGGCGAUACCGAAGAAGGUAGUUGAAGCAAGACAUGUCGUAAAGCCGCCCCAGGGUGCCCGCCGCAGGCAUGUCCCCAAGGAAAUGCCACCUAAGGAGACUCCGAAGCGCUCGGAGGCGCGCGAAGAGCCGCAGGCCCAGGAGCGGUGGCGGGUGGGCUCGCCGCCGGCCCGCCGCCGCCCGCCUGCCGCGCGCCCGCCCCAGCAGACUUCGCCGACGUCUCACGGAGAGGAGCGGCCCGUGGUGGAGCUGUUCAACAAGGCGCUCAACAGGUCGAGUCCGCCACCGCAGGCGCGCAACCAAACCUCGCCGGUGGAUAAGAAGAUGAAGAGGACAGGUUUGAAUUCACCUUUCUAA